AUGGCUGCCCAGGAUGCAGAGCCCAAGGCGGCCGCCGAGAAUGCGACCGCGGCGCCACAGACGAGCACAGCGCCGACUGCUGUGGCCGAGUUUGAUGACUUUGGUCUGCCCAUAAAGAAGUUCAUCGCACCGGUGGCGGAACCCCCGGACUCGGACGCCCAAGAUGCGACACACGAUGCGGAUACGAACAGCGAGACGCAGAAUGGCCACCACGACUCCAAAGAAGAACAUCAAGAGACAUCAGAACCUGCAGGAAGCAAGAAUGGGCACACGUCGAGCAGCGAUUCUGAAGAGACCGGCCCCAAGGAUGUUCAACCAACACGAGAGGACAUACCUGCAGUUGCAUCACCGAUACAGCAGCAGCAGGAGCCCAAGACAGAGAUAGAGACCGGCCCCAAAGAGCCGUUGACUCCGCCGGCAAAUAAUAACCCGUGGCCUCCUACAUCCCCAUCACCGAUCAGAGAAACUCGUGCGAUUGAAGCGCCUUCCACUCCAAAGACCCCUAACAGGGGCACCGAGCCGAGCGAAAAUCCUAUGAGUACCAAUGGCGUCUCAGAAUUCUCACAUCAGCAUGUCUUGCAGCGCCAAGAAGUAGUGGAGGAAAAAAAAGAGGACGACGAUGGCGGCUGGCAAGAGAUGCCAUCUUAUGCUAGAUAUGACAUGUAUGACGAUGACGACCGCUUAAUCGCCAAGGAACAUGAUGCAGAUGAAGAUGAGACAUAUGGUUAUUCAGGACUGGGUGGUGCCGGAAAGGGAUAUACACGGGUUAUCAUGGAUGAAGAUGCCGAGUCGGCGACGAGCAUGGACGAGCACACGCAAUAUCUAUUCAAGAACCCAAAUGGUACUUCCAUAGGCGAAGAUGACGAGGCCAGAGACGCCGUAUCCCAGAUGCAGGCUACGAAGGACCUUCUCACCGAGGGACAGAGGAUUGCCUACGUCGGUGUUGUCCGCCUAGAAAUCGUGAAUAUGGUCAAGGAAGCCGAAAAGCUCCAACUCAACACAAAGUCGGCCAAGAAGUCAGUCGUCAUGGGUGCUGAAGCAGUCAAGAUGUGGGGUCAGAAGAUGAUGAUUCGGAUCUACCAUCACAUGGACAUUAGUGAUGCGGAGCAGAUCAUGAUUGAACAACUCGCAGAUCACGGCGUCAUGGCACAGGACCUCACACCAGCCCUCCUUGCUAAUUCUCGGGUUCAGAAUCCCAUGGCCGAAGAGAAGAAGCCGGGGACUCCCAGGUCUAGCCGUUAUCCGCCGCCCUAUGAGGAAGAGAAGCCUGCUGAGAUGCCGCCUCCUUAUGAGACACACAGUGGCGAGGAGCUGCCCGAGGUUAAGACGCCUUCACAGAUGCCGACGACGCAAAAGAUCGAUAUUGACUUGCGAUGGACAGUGCUCUGUGACUUGUUCCUGAUACUCAUUGCAGACUCAAUAUAUGAUGCUCGUUCAAGAGUCCUGUUGGAACGAGUCGGCAAGAGCCUAGAUAUUACAUGGAUAGACAUUUGCAAGUUUGAAAAGAGGGUUACGGAUGCGUUGGAGAUGCAGCAAGCAGCUGAGAAAGAAAAUUGGAAUGAAGAAGAGCACAUGGAGAACCGGAGAAAGAUGGCAUUGAAGAAGAGAUACAUCAUGAUGGGCCUCGCUACCGUGGGCGGUGGUCUAGUCAUUGGGCUUUCGGCUGGUCUGCUUGCCCCCGUCAUUGGAGCUGGCCUGGCUGCCGGUUUCACGACCAUUGGUGUGACGGGCACAAGCAGUUUCUUGGCUGGAGCAGGAGGAGCCGCCAUCAUCACCUCCAGCGCGGCGGCCUCAGGGGGCGUCAUUGGUGGCAGGGCUGCCGGUCGCCGAACCGGCGCUGUCAAGACCUUUGAGUACCGACCUCUCCACAAUAACAAGCGUGUCAAUCUUAUCGUCACAGUGUCGGGCUGGUUGACAGGAAAAGUUGACGACGUCCGUUUGCCGUACAGCACGGUUGACCCCAUCAUGGGCGACAUUUACUCGGUGUUGUGGGAACCAGAAAUGCUCCGGAGUAUGGGUGACACCAUCAAUAUUCUGGCUACCGAGGCACUUACUCAAGGUCUGCAGCAAGUUUUGGGCAGCACCAUUCUUGUCAGUUUGAUGGCUGCCAUUCAGCUGCCUGUAGUCCUGACAAAGCUUUCCUAUCUCAUCGACAACCCCUGGGCGGUGUCUCUGGAUCGUGCAACGUCUGCCGGUCUUAUUCUGGCCGACUCGCUCAUAGAACGUAGCUUGGGUACGCGGCCCAUCACUCUCGUCGGGUAUUCACUCGGCGCUCGAGUCAUCUUCUCUUGCCUAAAGGAGCUGGCGAAGAAGGGUGCGUUCGGGCUCAUUCAAAACGUAUACAUGUUUGGAUCGCCCAUUGUUGCCAAACGAGAGGAAUUUCUCAAGGCCCGAUCCGUGGUUUCCGGCCGCUUCGUAAAUGGAUACAACCGCAAUGACUGGAUUCUUGGCUAUCUUUUCCGGCUGACCAACGGCGGCAUCAGACGAGUUGCCGGCUUAGGUGCCCUGGACGAUUGCCCAUGGAUAGAAAACGUUGAUGUAACGGAUCUCGUGGCUGGCCAUAUGGAGUACCGCAAGGCCAUGCCUUCACUCCUCAUGAGAUGCGGAUGGCUUGUCACUAGCGAGGAGUUUUCCGAAAUUGAAGACCCUGACCCAGAUGACCACCAGGGGCGACAGCGAGAGCUUAUAAACGAAAUCGAAGAAGCACGUAGAGAACUAGAGAAAGAGGGCAAGGCUGGCAAGAGAACAAGCAAGUUUGGAUUGUUUGGGCGACGCAACAAGGGGGAGCGACAAGAGUGGGAGAUUUACGAAGAUUCGGGCAAAGAUUCACCCAAGGGUGGGAAGAAGGUUGAGGACAAAGAUGGCAACAACUACGGUGUGCUCUUCGACAUUGAUGCUAUCCGGGCUGAAUUGGCCAAGGAGGCUGAGAACGAUGGCACAGAAGAAAUACAGGUCAAAGAGAUUAAGUCGACGCUUCCGCCAAUGAAGCUCGACUAUUCACCGGUGUCAUCACCCCAAACGCCCGCCCGAAACUCCGGCCUAGCGCCUCGAGAAUCGUGGCAGGCAUCAAAGAGUGCAGAGGUGCUGCCGAUGCGGCCUGCAAACGACAGCUUCAGUCCCCGAGCUCAGCCUGCUACUACGAUGGGCACUCCUGUGACUCGCCCUUCUCCGUCGCCGUACCUCUACGAGCCCAGUCAUGAUGAAGAUGAGAUUCAAAUGACGUUUGAUACAUCUUUCCAUGAGCCCCCUCGCCGCCACUCCGCAUUCGACGGAGAAUCUAGCAGACCAGAGAUUAAGACGGCCAAGACGGUACCAAACAUGACGCUGGCCGACCCAUGGAACGAUCCAGACGACGACGACUUUGGCAAAGAACAGGAGAUUUCUAUGACAUUUGCGUAA
Trichoderma breve is the source of this 3399-nucleotide messenger RNA. RefSeq lists its product as uncharacterized. Bases 1 to 3399 code for a protein of 1132 amino acids. The transcript is spliced from 3 exons. The record is from RefSeq and is a predicted model, not a curated record. Lineage: Eukaryota; Fungi; Ascomycota; Sordariomycetes; Hypocreales; Hypocreaceae.